AUACUUUUGGUUCUGAGAAGGCUGUAAAUAAAACAAAAUGGUUAUUUUAUUAUUGGGAGACUGAGAGAGAAAGAGAGGGAGAGAGAGAGAAAUGGCGAGAUUCGCGUUAGGUGGAGAUGAAGAUGGAGAAGGCGAAGGAUCCCGUAUUCCCAGGCCCAAGAAGCCUCGUCUCGCUCCUAAUCUCCUUCCUCAAUAUCCCGCAGCCCGCAUCGCCAUAAUCGAACAACAACCACCACAGCCACCGCAACCACAAUCGCAGCAGCUACGGACUGUUGAGGAAGAUGAAGAAGCAGAUGAAGAAUCCGAAGGAGAAGAAGAGGAGAGUGAAAGCGAAGUAGAAGCAGACGAAGAGAGUGAAGAAGAAGAUGAAGAUGAAGAAGAAGACGAGGAAGGAGAAGAAGAAAUCACCGUUGGCUUCGAACAGCAAGUCGGAAAUUCCUACCACAUACGGGUGCCGCGGACUAUCGACAGAUUUAACAGACCCGUUCGUUUGCUUGGUCAGAACCGCACAGCACAAGCCAACCCCCAAGUGGGUUCUGCUUCGGCCAGCCUUACAUCCAACGCCGGAGUCCAAGAGGGCGGUCCUCCUCCGAUCUCACACGUCACCGAUGGGUUGCUUGUUCGUUUGUUUGGUCAGAACCGCACAGCACAAGCCAACCCCCAAGUGGGUUCUGCUUCGGCCAGCCUUACAUCCAACGCCGGAGUCCAAGAGGGCGAUCCUCCUCCGAUCUCACCCGUCACCGAUGGGUCGCUUGUCUUCACCUUAGCCGACCCAGAAGUUCUUGAUUGCCUCAUUUGCUAUGAACCCUUGACCAUCCCUGUCUUCCAGUGUGAAAAUGGGCAUAUAGCUUGCUCCUCUUGCUGCACCAAGAGUAAAAAUAAAUGCCCCUCCUGUUCCAUGCCCAUUGGCUAUAAUCGUUGUCGGGCCAUUGAGAAGAUUCUGGAAUCAAUUAGAAUUUCAUGCCAAAACAUCAAGCAUGGCUGCAAAGAAAUGGUAACUUACAAUAAAAAAAAUGAACAUGAAAAGGCAUGUAUGUAUUCACCUUGUUCAUGCCCCCUUUCAGGCUGCAACUUUAUCUCUUCAAGCAAGCAGUUAUACCUACACUUCACCGUUAGUCAUGUGGAUUAUGCAACACGCUUCCAGUAUGGCAUCAAUUUUUCCAUCACCUUAAAUAUUAAGGACAAAUUUCUUGUUCUCCAAGAAAAGAGAGGAGGUGUAUUAUUUAUCCUUGACAAUCAUGCUGAAAAACUUGGAAAUUUAGUGUCGCUUCGUUGUAUUCAACCCACCUUCAAGGGAGGCUUCUACUAUGAUCUUCUUGCUAAAACCAACGGAAGUUCUCUCAGAUUCCAGUCCUUCACAAAGAACUCUGCAGGCCAGGUUAUUAGCCCAUCUUCAACAGGUUACUUUAUAAUCCCUACUGAUUUUUUCAGUUCUGGCAAGCUCAACAUGGAUCUCUGCAUAUGGCAUAAUGGUCGAUGCCCAGCAUCCUUUCAAAGUAUUGGUGUUGCUUAAAAUAAGUUGUACUAUCAAAGGAAUGGCAUUGUGCUGGAAAGGAUCUGGUGUUUUACAUAUUUAUAAAUGUCACAAAAGAUGCCUUUUUCUUUUCUUGUUGUGGACUUCACAUCUUGUUAUUUUACUGCACACACACAAACCACACACCAGUAUAAUGCCCAUAUGUUAUACCUCUUGGUAAAAUGGGCACUUAUGCUGAGUUGUAGCUUUACUGCACCCAUCUUUUCUGUAUAUACUUUUGUUGCGUGAUAAGAAAUAACGACACGGGAAAAGUUAGUGUUUAGUGUUGAA
Prunus avium (sweet cherry) is the source of this 1804-nucleotide messenger RNA. RefSeq names its product E3 ubiquitin-protein ligase SINA-like 3. Gene Ontology annotation, molecular function: zinc ion binding. The record is from RefSeq and is a predicted model, not a curated record. NCBI's taxonomy places the organism in Eukaryota, Viridiplantae, Streptophyta, Magnoliopsida, Rosales, Rosaceae.